GGGGAACAAGGCCAGUCGAGCCAGUCUGAGAACUUGCUUCCCUCGCCCCGAGGAUCGCUCCAAGGGCCCGAGGCGGCCGCUGGGCCCGAUCGCCAGGAAGGAUGCUGCCGCCGGCGGACUCUGGGGAUGCGCUCUCCUGGCUGGAAGCGGUGCUGGCCGCCGCCAUCGCGCUGGGACUGCUGCUCGCCCUGGCCCGGCACCUGUGGGCGCUGCGCUGGAGCCUGAGUCGGGACCGCGCCAACGCCUUGCCCCUGCCCAAGGGCUCCAUGGGCUGGCCCUUCUUCGGGGAGACGCUGCACUGGCUGGUCCAGGGAUCGACCUUCCACAGCUCGCGGCGGCAGAAAUACGGGGCGGUCUUCAAGACGCACCUGCUGGGCAAGCCGGUCAUCCGAGUGAGCGGCGCCGAGAACGUGCGCAAGAUCCUGCUGGGCGAGCACAGCCUGGUGAGCUCCCAGUGGCCGCUCAGCACCCAGAUCCUGCUGGGCUCGCACACCCUUCUCAACGCCAGCGCCGAGGUGCACCGGCAGCGCAGGAAGAUCCUGGCGCGAGUCUUCAGCCGCGCCGCCCUGGAGAGCUACCUGCCCCGCAUCCAGAAAGCGGUGGCCUGCGAGUUGCGGAGCUGGUGCAAGGAGUCCGGCCCCAUCGCCGUCUAUUCUUCCGCCAAGACCUUGACCUUCCGCAUUGCAGCUCGGAUCCUGCUGGGGCUCCGCCUGGACGAGAAGCAGUUCAAGGAGCUGGCUCGGAUCUUUGAGCAGCUGGUGGAGAACCUCUUCUCCUUGCCCCUCAACAUCCCCUUCAGCGGGCUGCGGAAGGGAAUCAAGGCCAGGGAUCUGUUACAUGAAUACAUGGAGAAAGCGAUUGUAGAGAAGCUGCAGCGGAAAGACCCUGAGGCACACAGUGACGCUCUGGAUUUCAUCAUCAAUAGCGCCAAGGAACAUGGCAAAGAAUUCACUGUGCAGGAGCUGAAGGAGUCUGCCAUUGAACUGAUCUUUGCUGCUUUCUUCACCACGGCCAGUGCUAGUACUUCCAUGAUCCUCCUCCUGUUGAAACACCCCUUGGUCAUAAAAAAAAUCCAUCAGGAGCUGGCCUCGCAUGACCUUACCAGGCAGUGUCAUUGCUUUGCCACUGGGGGAUCUCUGACCAACCAACAGCCCUGCAAAGAGACUCUGGUAGUCCAUGGAAAAGAGAACCAAGCCAGGGACUCCCAUCUGCCUCUUCCACCAAGACUGGAAGGGGAACUUGGCACAGGGACGAGAAGCCAAGAGAAAAGUUCUGUCUUGCCCUCUAAUGCUGGGGCAGCUCAGGGAACUGUCAGUGGGACUACAAGCUGCCUGGGCGCCAUCUCCAGGCAAGGAGAAGCAGGCCAGCUCCUGAGCAGGCCAGAAGGACCCGAGUGCUGUUGCCGUUCCGAUCUGACCCUGGAGAAGUUGAGCCGCCUGCGCUAUCUGGAUUGUGUCAUCAAGGAAGUGCUUCGUCUGCUGCCGCCGGUGUCUGGAGGCUAUCGGACGGCCUUGCAGACCUUUGAGCUAGACGGCUACCAGAUUCCCAAGGGCUGGAGUGUAAUGUACAGUAUUCGGGACACGCACGAGACUGCCAGCAUCUACCAGAGCCCCCCAGACACCUUUGAUCCUCAGCGGUUUUGGGUUUCGCCAGAAGAGAGGGAAGAACAGAAAGCAGCUGGCUCUUUCCGCUUUCACUACAUCCCCUUUGGUGGGGGAGUCCGAAACUGCAUUGGCAAAGAGCUGGCCCAGGCUAUCCUCAAGCUGCUUGCCAUCGAACUGGUCAGCACAGCCCACUGGGAGCUAGCCACAGCCCACUUCCCCACCAUGCAGACUGUCCCAAUUGUGCAUCCCGUGGAUGGCCUGCAGCUCUAUUUUCAUUUCCUGAAGCCUGGAAAAGAAAGCAGUGGGACAAGCAAGGCACACACUUGAGAGGCACUAUGCUCUCCACGGCGCCACUAGCUUAGGACUCUGAUAGAUCAGGCCUCUAGGACAAAAUAGCAGAUCUCUUCCAGCAGUAGGAUUUCAAUCUGCACCAAUUCCUCUCAUCCAGCUGAUGCUUGUGGGAGGGUGAAGGAUUUAGCCCCUGUCCUUGGUCCUUAAUGGCCCGCAGGCCUAUUAGCACCCAAGCUUGUUCAGAGAUCUGAGUUCAUAGCAAGAACCCUCUCUGAAAUUCUGCACUUUUUGUUAAUAUUUGUGUGCAUUGUACAACCUUGUAACCUGGUUAAGAGAAAUCAUGGUCUAAAGCUAGAUGCCUCAGAAGGGAUCUUAGAAACAAUGGUGUUAGCUUCCAUCCAGGAGAGACUAGAUAUGCAGAGGUCAAGUAUCCAUAGAGUAGGAACCGUGUUGUGUCCACUUAGAGUGCUCUGUGUUGAUCCUGUCUCUGUGAAGCUUCCCCAAAACUCCUUACAACUCAGAAUAAGGCUGCUGCUCCAUGUUUACAUGAGAAGGUAGAAGCGACAUGUUUUCCUACAUGGGAACAGCCAGAUAGGGGCAUGGACUUAUACCUCUGUGUAAGUACAGAUGAAGAAGAGCAUAGCACAUAGAGCUGAGAUUUAAACAUUUCGUAAUGUUUUUUUAGGAUGAGGAUAUCCAGAGACUUAAACCAGGGCUGCCCGUAAGCUUCAAAGAGAUGGCAGACAUAAGAAGACAUAGAUUCCUAGUUUCCAAUUACUAAUACCACUCGAUUCCUGUGUGCCUGUAAAAAGUAAAUAGUGUUACAGGAUAUCUAUAUUAUGAAGGGAGAAAGUGAGACUCUGUCAAUAAGUUGCACUUCUGUUAGCUGGUCUUCAUUUCAAAUUUCACACAAUUUGGUAAGGCAGAGCUCUGUGCUUUAUAGCUGCUUCCCUCAUAAACACAAAGUAAUCUUAUAUAGAGUUAACUCAAUGCUUAGGCAGCAACAACUGCUCUAUUUUUCUCCUCCUUUCCCUCCCUUUCCCUUUUGGACUCCACCCCCCCCCUACAGGAUCCCCACUGGGACAAAUUUCUAAACAAAACAUAAAAGAUAGACUACACUGCACUCUGGAUUUGGAAAGCUGGGCUAUGGGAGAAGGACAGACAUGGAGGCUGUUCUUAUGCACAGCCUGACCCGGGCUAGGGGUCCCAGUGGGGCAGCACUGCCUAGCCCCUCUAUCUACCCUGGUGUAGCCAAGGUUAAGGGAGUGAGCCCUCCCUUACCCACCCACCCCAGCUACUUGCUCGUGUGCGAGCAUGGGCUGCUUCCAGCCUGGCCGGACACAGAGAUGGGCAUCUAGAGCGUCUGUCUCCUGGGAGAAUCCCCCAGUGCAUCUCACGUGUCACAUGGCGUGUUGUGGGAUUCAUGGAGGCUGGGACAAUGAGUCCUGGCCUCAGAUCUAUCUGCCCUGCUCCAUACUGCACUGAGCAGGACUGACUGUGUGGGAGCAUGUAGCAUGCUCCCACCAACAAAACGGCGAUAAUCUGGGAGGGAAGGCAAUGGUUUGGGAAUCCUUCCCCCCACCCGCCUGGUGAGCCAUAUGAAUGGCCCCAUGAUGUCUUAAACAUGGCUCCCACAUGCAAAGACAUUAUUUGAUUGAUUAUCAUUCCAUGAUGCAGCUAAAGAAACAGGCCAGCACCACUGGAAAGCAUGGCAUGACAUGUAAGAUCCAUCUAUAGUGCUGGAUCUGUGAUGGCUCAUUCACAAAGGCAAGCCGCUGGUCAAGUGAUGAACUUCCAUGCAUGAACCAACCCUUAGACUGCAUUCAGUCAGUCUGUCAUUCAAGCUGUUCACUACUAGCCCACACCAGGCAGCCAGCAACAACAAAAGGCGAAGAUGUUGAAUGAUCUGGUGGUUCUGUCCAUAUAACAAUUGAACAACAGUGCUUGGUUUUAAAUCAGUUCCAAAUAAUUAGGGUUAACUGGUUCAUGGAUCAUAGCUUUAGUUUGUGAGCACAUCCCAUUGAACCUGAAAAGAACAGUUCACAAUGAGCCAGUGCUGUUUUAUUCAAGGGUAGAGGUUGUCUCUGAAGUCCUUAUGGAAUCCAUUGGACUAAGAUUGCCUUUUUAGCUGCUUAAGAAAUAGCUUUGUACGAACUGCAGGGUUGUGGCUUGAGCCAGGAGUGUGUGCUGAGAACUGGGUUAUAAAUGGGAACAAAUUGUGGUGUAGAAGUGGAAACGUGAAUGUGGAUUGUGGCUGACAUGCUGCACAGCUUCGUGCAGGCUGUUAAGAACUGCCCGCACCACUGUGGGCAUCUAAAAACCAUGCCCAUAGUGCUGUGCCACAGAACCCUUCACUAGUACUGACCCUUUUGCAAUUGCAUGUCACAAUGCUACUUGCACUGGGAAUAAUGCAAGUUGCAUCAUGAUGUGCUAUUGUGCAAAAGUAAGUGGCAGCGAAAGAGCCCUGUUGCGUAGCACCAUGGGCAUGUUUUUUAGACCCCUGCAGUGGCACAACUGGUUCAGUACCACCUGCAUCAAGCUGCUCAGCACAUCCACCAGUGUCUUUAUAAUCUGGAUUAUAUAUACUAUUUGAUUAGGAAUGCUUGUGCAAGGAGGAUCUUGCUUUAGUGCCAACUGCCAAGAGGGAAGAGAUGUCUUUCCUGACAUACAUUUCAGCAAUGUUAACACAUUUCCCUGGCAUAUACCUGGUUAAAGCUGCUAUGGUGUGUCUUCUCUAGAUGCAGAAGGAUUAUGGCAUGGAGGAUUGUUUGAGGGUAGGAAAGCCAGGCUGCAGGUUAGGGUUUAGAAACACAUGAACAUCUUUCUUAAAAGGAAACAAAUAGGAAAUAUGAUACUGCAGUCUGUACAGCUAUGGUAGAUAUUCCAAUAUCUCUGAGAUAGCGAAAAUAAAAUAAAAAAGAAAAGAAAAGAAAAAAGCAAUGUUUCUCCAGAUUGAACUGAGGGGGUGGGGUUAAGCCUUUCUCUGGACCAGGCCUGCUCAACUUUGGCCCUGCAGCUGUUUUUGGACUACAACACCCAUAAUCUCCAGCCUCAGUGCCCAAUGGCCAGGGAUUAUACGAGUUGUAGACCAACAUCUGCAGGAGGGCCGAAGUUGAGCAGGCCUGCUCUGAACUAUACCAUUUCACCUGUGUCUGAGCUUUCCCAUUUCAUGUGCAUAUGAUUGAAUGCCCUUCCAUGGAAAAAGCAUAUACACAGAUCAGUAUCUAAUCCCCCUCUGCAUAGGCCAGUUUUUUGUGUCUAAUCCUGUGAACAUCCACCUGCAAUUCAAAGUAGUAUAGCUCAAAUACAGGUCUACCCCCUCCGUGAGUAGUAAGCUUCAGAUACAGCACUUCAAAGAUGUGCUCCAGCUGCAGUAUAUGCAGUUCAGUUUCCCCCGGAAGAUACUGCAGCAAGAUGUAGUGCAGAUCCAGCAAACUGAACUGGGGUGACCACCAAGUUGCUGCUGUCAGAAAGAACUAGCAACCACAUUUAAGGCAACUUCACUGUAUAGGAUUUAGCUCCAAGUGAGGCCCUGGAUC
This is a messenger RNA of Hemicordylus capensis (graceful crag lizard), 5434 nucleotides long. RefSeq names its product cytochrome P450 26C1. Gene Ontology annotation, biological process: sterol metabolic process. The record is from RefSeq and is a predicted model, not a curated record. Gene Ontology annotation, molecular function: monooxygenase activity; iron ion binding; heme binding. Lineage: Eukaryota; Metazoa; Chordata; Lepidosauria; Squamata; Cordylidae. Bases 102 to 1931 code for a protein of 609 amino acids. The transcript is spliced from 7 exons.